Molecule: messenger RNA, 1534 nt
Organism: Taeniopygia guttata (zebra finch)
Lineage: Eukaryota; Metazoa; Chordata; Aves; Passeriformes; Estrildidae
Source: RefSeq, a predicted model, not a curated record
GUACAGGUAGGGCCAUGAGGUCACAGCAGGCUCUAGGGUCACAGCAGGCUGAGGUCAGAGCAGGCUCUGAGGUCACAGAGGUCCCAGAGCCCCGUGGUUCCAGAGCACCACAACGCCCGAGCAGGCAGUCCUUGAGCACAACUGUUGCGGCAUCAGCGGCAGUAGCAGCAGUGGUGCUGACAUUGGGACAGUGGUGGCAGCAAGAGCGGCGGGACUGGCACAGGGCAAGGCAACAUGGCCCUUGCUCUGCGCCUCCUCCUCCUGCUCCUCCUGGCCGUGGCCCUGCCUGCCAGGGCUGCCCAGGCUGCUCCGCUGCAAGUGUGGGGAGCAGAUGAGCAUGCUAGGACGGCUUUUCCAUCAGCUUGGCUCCAUGAAGAUUUCCAGCCUCUUAAGUCUCGUGCAGGUGUGUCUGCAGGGAGGACUUUUCAGGCGCCUUUCCUGGUUGCUAAACACAAGCCCGGCUCCCAUCACAGGGGUCCUCCAAGAGGGAGCAACAAACCUGCAGGAAACAGUAAGGCUCUAGAGACAUCCGAACACAUGGAGAAGAUGCUGAGUGAUCUGGAGAGACACCGUGAGAUGGAUGGAGAGGCUGUGCUGAAGGCUGAGUUUCCCAGAGGAAGCAGUGGCUCAUUGGCAGCCUCUGCUGCAGGAAGGGAGGCGCUGCCAGGCACAGUCACAGGAGACUGGGACCGUGACUUGCAUCAUUUGGAAAAACUGGUAAACCAUGGUUUAAGGAUCUUGGAGUCUGGUGAAGCUAAACCUGAGGAUGAAGAGGAUCUGGAAUCCCAACCCAUACCCGUCACUGAGCAUCUGGGAGAUGCUGAGGGUGUGGCUGCAGGGGGAACUUUCCCAGGUCCUUUGGUGGAUGUUGCUCGCAAGCCCAGCUUCCAUCGCAGGGGUCCCCUGAGAAGGAAGAGCAAACAUAUAGGAAGUAGUAAAUCCCAGGAAGAAUCCAAACAUUGGGAACAAAUCCUGAGUGAUCUGGAGAGACAGUAUGAUGUAGCUGGCACCUCAACACAUGCUGACAAAAUCCGGAAAAGCAUGAGAAGAGAUUUCUGCUGGGGAACAUCUUGUUUGAUGAAGAUGAUGGCCAUUGUGGCUGGUGCAGCACUUGGCCUGAUGAUGUGCUCCGUCGGAAUCUGGUAUUGCUGGAAAAGAAAAUGGCACGACCUUGAAGAAAAGCUGAAAGCUUGUGGCUGGUACCGAGACCUCUGUGGUUGGAGAAUCAAGAACAGCAGCUUUGACACUGAUUGCAUUUUAAUUGAACCUUCAAGCCCUUUGGUGCUUUGAGGCCACAGGCCCAGACCACCAUCCAGGGCAUAAGGUGAAAGGCCCAAGAAAGGAUUUAGAAGCGCUCAAUUGAACUUUCACUGAGAGCUUGCCAAAUCAGCCCUUCUGUUGCCAUAAAGAGAAGGAGCUGUCACCCCAGUGUCCGGGUGGUUCCACCAGCAAAGCCCACCCAGCACCAGCACUGGCUGAGUUCCAUGGCCAGGAGCAGCUGUGGAUGCCCACAGUGUGGGCAGGCAGGAGCCAG